UGGCGGCGCUGACCGCCCUGCUGGGGACUUUUCCCUCCAAACCGGCUCUGCUCCCGUCACAUCCGCUGCCCGGCCCAGCUUGGGAAGUUUACCCGGCGAUUGUUUGCGCCGGAGGAAGGAGGCGCCCGACGGGAAGGGCUGUUGCCGCUGCCCUGCCGCGGGGAGAAACUUUCCUCGCCGUCCGAAGUGAAAGGGCGGGGAGGCGGGUGGACGGACGCACGGACGGAGGGACAGACGGACGGGGCAGCCGCCGGGCAGGCAUGGGGGGAAGAACCAUGCCUGGGGCGGCGGAAUGAAGCCGGGCCGGCGAAGAGCUCGCCGCUUCUUUUCCUGUCUGCUGCGUUAAGAAGCGUGUGGGAGGACGGCAGCUGGCUUCGUGUGAGCUGCGGGGCGCCUGGGCCACGGGAUGGGCGAGCGGCCGGCGGCGCGUUGGCUGCUCCUCCACCACCACCACCACCACCACCUCCUCGUUUUCUUCCUCGUGCGUGGCGUCAGCGUGGCCGGGCGCUGCCGGGCUCACUUCGCCUUCCCUCUGCGGGUGUCUUCCCCGGUCGCCCCCGACGGCUCCGUGGCGCCCACGCCCCUGUUCCUGAAGCCGCCGGGCGGCGACGGGACGGGCAGCCCGCCCGAAAAGGCGGCGGGCUUAGCCUUCGCUUCGGAGCCCGGCGGCGCCGUCAACUUGGUGGCCAUGGUGGACAAUCUGCAGGGGGACUCCGGGCGCGGCUACUACCUCGAGCUGCUCGUCGGCACUCCGGGCCAGAAGCUAAAUAUUCUAGUUGACACUGGAAGCAGCAAUUUUGCAGUUGCAGGUGCACCAAAUACAGAUGUGAGCUCAUACUUCGACACAGAAAAAUCUAGCACAUAUCGAUCACUGGGUAUUGAGGUCACAGUUAAAUAUACUCAAGGAAGCUGGACUGGAACUCUUGGCACUGACGUUAUUACUAUGCCUAAAGGAAUCAACGGCACUUACACCAUCAACAUUGCAACUAUUUUUCAGUCUGAAAAUUUUUUCUUGAAAGGCAUUGAAUGGCAGGGGAUCCUUGGACUUGCCUACGACACCCUGGCCAAGCCUUCAAGUUCUGUGGAGACAUUUUUUGAUUCCCUUGUGAACCAAGCAAGGAUCCCGAACAUUUUUUCCUUGCAGAUGUGUGGAGCUGGUUUGCCUGUAUCUGGAACUGGUACCAAUGGAGGUAGUCUUGUUCUGGGUGGAAUUGAACCAAGCCUAUAUAAGGGAGAAAUCUGGUACACACCUAUUAUGAAGGAAUGGUAUUAUCAGGUUGAAGUACUCAAGUUGGAAGUUGGAGGCCAGGUUCUGAAUCUGGACUGUAAAGAGUACAAUUCAGAUAAAGCUAUUGUGGACAGCGGCACGACUCUCCUGCGCCUGCCAGAAAAAGUAUUCCAGGCUGUUGUGGAAGCAAUUAUCCAGACAUCCUUGAUCCAAGAAUUCUCAUCUGGAUUCUGGAGAGGUACACAGCUUGCUUGCUGGGAUAAAACUGAAAAACCCUGGACCUUCUUUCCUGAGAUCUCUAUCUAUUUGAGAGAUGAAAAUUCAAGCAGAUCAUUCAGUAUCACUAUCUUUCCACAGCUUUAUAUUCAGCCAGUUCUAGAGGUUGCCCCAAAUCUAGGCUGUUAUCGUUUUGGCAUCUCCUCUUCCAAUAAUGCCCUUGUUAUUGGUGCAACAGUGAUGGAAGGAUUCUACGUCAUCUUUGACAGAAGUCAGAAGCGAGUGGGCUUUGCAUUAAGCACUUGUGCUGAAAUUGAUGGUUCUCCAGUAUCUGAAAUCAAAGGCCCUUUCACAACUGCAGAUGUGGCAGGCACGUGUGCAUCCACAGUGUUCCUCCAUGAGUCGCUAUUAUGGAUUGUGUCAUACACACUUAUGAGUUUUUGUGGACUUGUCCUUCUUGUGCUCAUUAUCUUACUGCUCCUUCCAUCUCGGUGUCGUCAUCCAUAUACUGACAGUGACAUUGUAAACGAUGAAUCCUCCUUAGUACGACAUCGAUGGAAGUGAAGAACUUGGUCACAGCACAAAGAACCCCUGUGUUCUGCCUGACAGAAUUAAGGAGGACCUAUUCCAGUCAAAGGUGGAAUUCUAGACAUGACUCCUUAUAAACACUGGCACCACAGAAUGGCCUCCAAUAAUUUUAAGCUUUAUUUUCUAACACUGAUUUCUUGAACAGAAUAUGUAUAUAACCACUGCAAGUGCUACUAUGCCAUUUCUAAUUGACAAUCACACUGCCAAGUAAUUAAUAUAUAUAUUUUUAAAAUACUAAAACUUUAUUCCAAAGCUU
This is a messenger RNA of Pogona vitticeps (central bearded dragon), 2288 nucleotides long. It is a transcript of the gene BACE2, whose product is annotated as beta-secretase 2. The record is from RefSeq and is a predicted model, not a curated record. Gene Ontology annotation, molecular function: aspartic-type endopeptidase activity. Gene Ontology annotation, cellular component: plasma membrane; trans-Golgi network; endosome. Gene Ontology annotation, biological process: amyloid-beta metabolic process; membrane protein ectodomain proteolysis. NCBI's taxonomy places the organism in Eukaryota, Metazoa, Chordata, Lepidosauria, Squamata, Agamidae.